AUGCCCAGUGCUCCAGCCAGAAAGGCCAGUAAGGACAUACCGGCCACUUCCAAACGACGUCCUAAGACCCGACGCCAGAAGCUCCGCCCAAGCUGCAGCAGGGAAUACCGGCCUCCGCCGUCAGUCAUUGAGUCAGCGCCCGCCGCCGACGUUCGAGGCACUGCCUUGUGGAAAUAUGUGGGUUUGCAGUUUCAGGGAUCAGUGACAUUCAGGGAUGUGGCCAUAGCCUUCGCUCAGCAGGAGUGGGAGAGUCUGGAUUCUACUCAGAGGGACUUGGACAGAGAUAUGAUGUUGGAGAACUAUAGGAACUUGGUCUCUCUGGCACAUCAUUCCUGUUCUAAACCACAUGUGAUUACCUUAUUGGAACAAUGGAAAGAGCCCUGGAUGAUAGUAAAGAAAGAUCAAGGGAGACAAUACACAGAAUUUCAGUUGAAGGAUGAGAUAAUCAGCUAUAAAGAAAUGCUCACCUAUGAAAAAUUUGCAUCUUUUGCUCUGCAUCAGAGAAAUCUUCAUAGAGAGAAACCAUUUGAAUGUCAGAAAUGUGGGAAGACUAUCUGUCAAGUCUCAAAGCAUGUUCAACAUGAAAGAAUAUGUUCUAGUGAAAAAACCUACCAAUGUAAAGAAUGUGGGGAGAACUUUAGUAAUGGACAUCAACUCACUGUACAUCAGAGGCUGCAUGUUGGUGAGAAAUCCUAUAAAUGUAAGGAAUGUGGGAAGGCUUUUAUUAAAGGCUCAGCCUUUGUUAAGCAUGGAAGAACUCAUACUGGUGAGAAACCAUAUGCAGGUGAGGAAUGUGGGAAGACCUUUAGCAGUAGCCAUCAAUUUACUGUACAUCAGAGUCUGCAUCCUGGUAAGAAACCAUAUGAAUGUGGGGAAUGUGGAAAAGCUUUUUAUAGUAGCUCAUACCUUGUUCAGCAUCAAUGAAUCCAUAAUGGUGAGAAGUCCUAUGAAUGUAAGGGAUGUGGGAAAGCUUUUAUAGUGUAUGGAAAGCUUAUUCGGCAUCAGAGUAUUCAUACUGGUGAAAAACCCUAUGAACGUAAAAAAUGUGGGAAGGCCUUUAGUACUAGCUCCCCCCUUGUUAAACAUCAAAGAAUUCAUACAGGUGAGAAACCCUAUGAGUGUAAGGAAUGUGGCAAGGCCUUUACAUAUGGACGACUUACUCAACAUCAGAGUAUUUAUACUGGUGAGAAACCCUUUGAAUGCAAGGAAUGUGUAAAGGCCUUUAGACUUACCCUUAGUUCAUUUCUUAAUGCACAUCAGAGAAUUUAUGCAGGGGUUAAGCCCUAUGGAUGCAAGAAAUGUGGGAAAGCCUUUAGUUGUGCCUCAUACCUUGUUCAACAUGAAAGGCUUCAUAUGGGUGAGAAACCCUAUGAGUGUAAGUGUAGCAAGGCCUUUAGUACUGGCUUAUACCUGGUUCAGCAUCAGAGAAUUCAUACUGGUGAGAAAUCCUAUGAAUGUCAGGUAUGUGGCAAGGCUUUUAUUAGUCGCCAUCAACUUACUGUGCAUCAGAGGGUUCAUACUGAUGAGAAACUCUAUGAAUGUAAGGAAUGUGGAAAAACUUUUAGUCGUGCCUCAUACCUUGUACAACAUGGGAAAAUCCAUACUGGUGAGAAACCCUGUAAGUGUAAGGAAUGUGGGAAGGCCUUUAGUUCUGGCUCUUACCUCAUUCAGCAUCAAAGAAUUCAUACUGGUGAGAAAUCCUAUGAAUGUAAGGAAUGUGGGAAAGCCUUUAUUGUGCAUGGACAACUUAUUGGGCAUCAGAGCGUUCAUACAGGUGAGAAACCCUUUGAAUGUAAGGAAUGUGGAAAGACCUUUAGAUAUAGUUCAGCCCUUAAAGCACAUCAGAGAAACCAUAUGGGUGUAAAGCCCUAAGAAUUUAAGGAAUUUAGGAAGUCCUUUUUGUAUGGCUUAAACAUUGUUCAGCAUCAGAGAAUUUGUGCUGGUGAGAAACUUUUGAAUAUAAAAUAG
Molecule: messenger RNA, 1968 nt
Organism: Aethalodelphis obliquidens (Pacific white-sided dolphin)
Lineage: Eukaryota; Metazoa; Chordata; Mammalia; Artiodactyla; Delphinidae
Gene: ZNF30
Product: zinc finger protein 30
Biological process (GO): regulation of DNA-templated transcription
Source: RefSeq, a predicted model, not a curated record